AUGGCUGGCAGGCCUGCUGUUGCAGCAUCAAGCAAGUGGCUGGAGGGUAUUCGAGAGUGGUAUUACAGUGCUGCGGGGUUCAAUAAGCUGGGCUUAAUGCGAGAUGAUACAAUACAUGAAAAUGACGAUGUAAAAGAAGCCAUAAGAAGGCUUCCUGAGAACCUUUAUAACGAGAGGGUGUUUCGCAUUAAGAGAGCACUGGACCUGUCCAUGAGGCAGCAGAUCUUGCCUAAAGAGCAGUGGACAAAAUAUGAGGAGGAUAAAUUCUACCUUGAACCAUAUCUGAAAGAGGUAAUUCGGGAAAGAAAAGAGAGAGAAGAAUGGUCAAAGAAAUAAUCAUUUAGUCUAAACCUGUGGAUGCACCU
Messenger RNA from Hippopotamus amphibius kiboko, 365 nucleotides. RefSeq names its product cytochrome b-c1 complex subunit 7-like. Gene Ontology annotation, biological process: mitochondrial electron transport, ubiquinol to cytochrome c. Bases 1 to 336 code for a protein of 111 amino acids. Lineage: Eukaryota; Metazoa; Chordata; Mammalia; Artiodactyla; Hippopotamidae. The record is from RefSeq and is a predicted model, not a curated record. The transcript has a single exon.